Messenger RNA from Ilex paraguariensis (yerba mate), 987 nucleotides. The record is from the annotation of a GenBank genome assembly. Lineage: Eukaryota; Viridiplantae; Streptophyta; Magnoliopsida; Aquifoliales; Aquifoliaceae.
UUUGAGACCGGUGAAUAUACCAUGCUUGGCAAUGGAGUUGUUGGAAUCCUCUCCGAGUGUAGAUACAAGUGGGAAAGAAGGGUUCCUCUAACACCGUCGCACUGUGCUCGACUUCUGAAUGGUGGCAGGGGUAAAACUGGAGUAGCCCGCAUUAUUGUGCAGCCAUCCACAAAGCGCAUCCACCAUGAUGCCCUUUAUGAGGAUGUUGGUUGUGAAAUAUCAGAUGAUUUGUCAGAAUGUGGUCUUAUUUUGGGUAUUAAGCAACCAAAGCUUGAGAUGAUUCUUCCUGACAGGGCUUAUGCCUUUUUCUCCCAUACUCACAAAGCACAGAAAGAAAACAUGCCUUUGCUUGAUAAGAUUUUGGCUGAAAGGGCGACUUUGUUUGAUUAUGAGCUUAUAGAUGGGGAUCAUGGAAAAAGGUUACUCACUUUUGGAAAAUUUGCUGGUAGAGUUGCAAUGAUUGACCUCUUACGGGGAUUAGGACAACGGUAUCUUAAUCUGGGAUAUUCAACUCCUUUCCUCUCAUUGGGUGCAUCUUACAUGUACUCUUCGUUGGCAGCUGCAAAGUCUGCAGUAAUUUCUAUCGGUGAAGAGAUAGCAACAAAUGGACUUCCUUCUGGAAUCUGUCCUCUAGUUUUUGUUUUCACUGGUUCAGGAAAAGCUUCCCAUGGUGCACAAGAGAUUUUCAACCUUCUGCCACACACAUUUGUGGAUCCCAGCAGACUUCCAGAAGCAUUUGGCACGGAUUUUGAAAGUGUCCUUAUCCAGAGGAAAAAUGCGGCGAAGGCCAGAGACCAUGCUCAAUCUGCACAAGCAUCAAAUCGAGUCUUCCAAGUAUAUGGAUGCAUCGUGACCUGUCAAGACAUGGUUGAACAAAAAGAUCCUACAAAAGUAUUUGAUAAGGCUGACUACUAUGCACAUCCAGAACACUACAGGCCAAUUUUCCAUGAAAAAAUUGCCCCGUAUGCAUCCGUUAUAGGUCGGUGA